This is a messenger RNA of Lathyrus sativus (Indian pea), 516 nucleotides long. NCBI's taxonomy places the organism in Eukaryota, Viridiplantae, Streptophyta, Magnoliopsida, Fabales, Fabaceae. The record is from the annotation of a GenBank genome assembly.
AUGUCUGCUGGAACAUUUACAACUCCAAUUGCUGGGCCUACCUUAGUGGGCUUCAAAUCCAACUCAUCAAAUCUUUGGCCCAACACUCAUCCCAUUGAUUGGAAAAAGAAGACCGUUUCCAAUGGUUCUAGAAUCCACUGCAUGAAGACAUGGAAUCCCAUCAAUAAUAGGAAAUUUGAAACACUUUCCUACCUACCACCACUUUCUGAUGAAUCCAUUGCAAAAGAGAUUGACUACAUGCUCAAGAAAGGAUGGACCCCUUGCCUUGAAUUUGAUGAGGUUGGGAGUAUUCAUAGAGCAAAUAGCCAGAUGCCAGGAUACUAUGAUGGAAGAUAUUGGACAUUAUGGAAGCUACCAAUGUUUGGUUGUGUGGAUUCUUCACAAGUGAUUAAUGAGAUUCAUGAAUGCAAAAAGACAUUUCCAAAUGCAUAUAUAAGAUGCAUAGCAUUUGACAACAAACGUCACAUGCAAUCCAUGGCUUUUCUUGUUCACAAACCUACUACUACUACUACUUAA